This is a messenger RNA of Dentiscutata heterogama, 1497 nucleotides long. The record is from the annotation of a GenBank genome assembly. Lineage: Eukaryota; Fungi; Glomeromycota; Glomeromycetes; Diversisporales; Gigasporaceae.
UCAUCUGAAUGGAAUAUCUUGGGGUUCUUAGACGAAUGUGAAGAAGAAAAGUUCGAUCUGAUGAUAGAUCAAUACACUAAAAGCCUCGAGAAAAUUGCUAACGAUGAAAAAGAUUCCAGGGGCGAAAAAGCACAAAAGUGGCUUUCUAGGUUGCCUGACGUUCAAGAUCCCGCCAGGACGCAGGGUAUUCGGUUGGAUUAUCACCUGGCAAGGGCGUGGGAGAAAGGACAAUCUAAAAGACAGAUCCAAUGCUACCAACAGACAUUCCUUGAAGGCGGAACUAUAAAUGGAAGCGUAAAUGGAAAUAUAACUUGUGGAAAUUUCACUGGAUCCUCUAACCAACGAGGGGAGGAAGAGGUGGAUAAUCCCAAGGAAGAAAAAGUAUUAAGAAAAAAUCUACAAGACGCUGGGGACAGACAAAUUAUACCCUUGCCUCGGACUCCAGAAAAUCAAAACUUAGAUCAAAACCAUGAUGAUAGAGUUGAUGACGAGAACGUAAACUUUAUACUGCAGUUUUGUGUACCUGAUGACGAUUCUCAAAAAGUAACAGAAUCAAUGAUCGGAAAAGUCGAAAGAACGGCCCUAAUAAUGGAUGACGUCAAUUUGGAAGAAACUUUUGAAUGUUAUUGUAAUGAGUGUGAAAACAUUUUUGACUUAUGUCAUAGCGACAUAAUGGAUCUUAGGCCUGGAUCUAAGUUUACGGAAAAAAUCUCUGAAGCAAUAUGGGAAAAUUUUAUAUCGAAUACAUAUCCUGAAUACAAAUUACCCAAAAAAUGGGAAGAAAUAAUAAACGAAGUUUUCAAACCAAAAGAUUCUUUAUUAGAAUGGAUUAAAUGCUGGCGUGGGCUUUAUGUAAUUUCCGGUGAAAACGAAUGCGAUGAAGACCUUUAUAUAAAGGAUACAAUCUAUAACAUUCUUGCACCAUAUAUUAAAGUAUUCAAAGCACCAUACAAUAUAUUAAAAUCAGGAGACCUCGAAGAAAAUCAGUUCAAUGCACAGUUCGUAAAUCCGAUAUUUAACAACACACUUGAUGCUAUUUGUAAUGUCGACUGGCGAAUUCUCGAAGUCCCGAUCGAAAGCAGUAAGCACCGACGUAACACAAAUCUCAACCCAAUUAUUGAUAAAGUUUUAUCAGCAAAACGUGCGGAUGGUUUAGCUCGCCUCUGGAUAAGCCGUGAGGAAGUAUUCAUAUACGAACAAGUCGGUCCCCCCGACUACAAUGAUCUUACAGAACUUUAUCUUCACGACUAUAAGCUUAUUAGAACUAUGCGGGAUAUCCUAAAUCAACGUAUAAUUUUUCGACUUACCAAUGGAACAUCGGAUAAUAAAGAUUUAGCGAGCUUCGGUGCUUUGGGAGUCCCUCUUCUUUGGGAAGAUCUUCCUGUAUUAUCCGAAGCAAUUAUAAUGUGCUUGAAAUUCUUUUCCUUUGUGAAAGAAAAUACAGAGAACCGAAAAUUAUUUAUUGAUCCAAAGCAGAAAUUGCUUGCCAAGCGGAAG